Messenger RNA from Alternaria ventricosa, 645 nucleotides. RefSeq lists its product as uncharacterized. Gene Ontology annotation, molecular function: hydrolase activity. The transcript has 2 exons. The record is from RefSeq and is a predicted model, not a curated record. NCBI's taxonomy places the organism in Eukaryota, Fungi, Ascomycota, Dothideomycetes, Pleosporales, Pleosporaceae. Bases 1 to 645 code for a protein of 214 amino acids.
AUGGCCGACCACUUCGAAGUAACAGUCGUAUCAAUCGGAUACCGGCUCGCGCCCGAAGACCCGUGGCCCGCCGGCGCAGAAGACUGCUAUGACGCUGCGGAAUGGCUAGUCAAGAAUGGUCCGGAGGUUUUUAGUGGGGAAUUGAUGUUUACGGGUGGUGAGUCCGCAGGCGGCCACCUCGCCUGCCUCGUCGCCUUCCACCUCCUUUCCACCCUCCCAUCCUUCUCCUUCCGCGGCCUCCUCCUCCACUUCGGCUGCUACGACCUCUCCACCUUCCUCCCCCACGUACUGCACCACGAAUCCCACCUCGUAAUCGACCACGACGUAAUGAAAUCCUACAUCGACGCCCUCUUACCCAACACCACCGAAGCCGACCGCCGCGACCCGUCGAUAAGUCCUUUUUGGCAGGACCUGCGGGGGAUGAAACUGCCGCCGGCGCUGUUUACGUGUGGGAGUGAGGAUCCGUUGUUGGAUGAUAGUGUGUUGAUGGGGGCGAAGUGGGGGAUGUGGGGGUGUGAGAGUGUGGUGAAGAUUUAUAGGGGGGCGCCGCAUGGGUUUAUUGGGUUUCCGCCUGGGACUAUUAAGGCGGUGCAGGAGGUGCUUGAUGAUACUGAGGCGUUUGUUAGGGCGAAGAUGGGGGUUUGA